ACUAGGUCCUCUUUUGUUUUUGUUAUAUAUAAUUGAUUUGCAAGCUGCUUGUGAUUGUAACUUGUUUUUACAAGCUGAUGAUUCUUCACUAUUGGUUUCAGAAUCACUCCUCUCAAUAUGAAUAAAGGGAGUGGCUGUCACAACAAAAUAUGCGGUAUAGAGACAAAAUCCUCUCAACACACUUCAGGCUGUUUGGAUACGUGUGCAACUAUUCGUGUGUGAGUAUGGGUCGAUUUUUUUUUCUCUUUGGAAAACUUAAAUGUCUACAAUAAAAUGUUAUGUUUUUAGUUUUGUUUAUAUACCAAGCAAAUGUACAGUGUUUUGUUGUGUGUCUAGUUUUGACUGACUAAAAACACGAUAAGUAUGCAAUCAUUCCACAUACAUAAACUAUAUGUAAAGAUUAGUUUUACCUUUAUUCCAUACAGAAUACUUAAGAAAACAACCUCACUAAAUAUGGCAGUGAACAGCACUACUGGCUUUUUUUCCAGCUGCACCUCCCACUCUGAAAGCAACUGUUCUGGUGAUGUGUUUUAUGAAUGCAUGGACUCCUAUCCAUCAAAUGUUCUCACUACAUUCAGUGUACUACUGAACGCCAUCCUUAUGCUGCCUCUGAACUGCUGGAUUCUGUGGCUGGCAAGAAGAACUACAGGUGCUGCAUCCUCAGACUUUGUAAUUUUGAACCAAUGUGUUGCAGAGGUCAUUGGUAACUCUUGCAUCAUUAUUUUUGUGUUGGGUGCAAUGCUUAAUAAGAAAGCUCUUACUCUUAUCUCUAGUUACAUGUGCAGUAUAUUCACAGUGGGUCGACCACUCUUUCAAACCUUUUUCUGUGUGGAACGUUACCUGGCUGUAGUCCAUCCACUGGUCUACCUAAGAUACAUUAAAGCCCUUAAGAUAAAACUGCCAUUUGUUGGGAUGGUCUGGCUGAUAAUCCUGAUAUUUGGAUGGGUAAUUGUGGAUUCCUACCCUAAAAUGCCUAAUUGGUUCUACAUAGGACUGUGUCUAGCUAUGUUAGUUGUGUGUAUAACUUGCUCUGCCAUGAUUUUGUGGGUUUUGAAGAAGCCUAGGCCAGGGGACAGAGAGAAAGAGGGAUCAUAUCAACUAAAAAGAAAGGCUUUUGUAGCCAUCACAGUCAUCCUGAUCACACUGUUGUUUGGCUAUGGGACAGCUGCAUGUGUUUUUGCACUGAGGGAUCAACUUCCAUAUCACACUUAUUGUUUAGCUCUAAGUCUAGGUUGGUGGAUACUUAUUCCAAGUGGUGCAGUUCAGCCAUACCUCUACCUGUCAAAAAUUGACAAGUUGCCAUGCGUCAAAAACCUUUAAUCUAUUCAGUGGUGUCUGUCAGUACAUUUCUCUUAUUUCACAAUCCAAAGAACAAUGUAUCUUGUAUUCAAUAAACCUUAAACUACUCCAUCAAAUUCACUGUAAUUUUGUUAUAAAUGAUCAUUAUACAAUAUUGUUUUGGAGAUAUAUUAGUUGUGUUCCUAAAGAAAACAGAUGCUUUUGUAAAGUAAUUUGCAAGUGGCCACCUUCUUAAAUAUAAUAUAUGCAAUAUCUGACACUUACCACUUUGCCAUUCAAAUAAUAUCAGGAUAUUUGUACAGUUUGUUUAUUUUAGGCAAUAGUACAACACCAUUUGAAGAUACCAGCAGACUGUUGAAUAAAUAUGAAAAUACACGAUGCCUUUCAGGUCCCUAAAUAUAUACUGUCAAUUGAACUGCU
Myxocyprinus asiaticus (Chinese sucker) is the source of this 1719-nucleotide messenger RNA. RefSeq lists its product as uncharacterized. The transcript has 2 exons. The coding region runs from base 364 to 1320 and encodes 318 amino acids. Lineage: Eukaryota; Metazoa; Chordata; Actinopteri; Cypriniformes; Catostomidae. The record is from RefSeq and is a predicted model, not a curated record.